Molecule: messenger RNA, 1692 nt
Organism: Cucurbitaria berberidis CBS 394.84
Lineage: Eukaryota; Fungi; Ascomycota; Dothideomycetes; Pleosporales; Cucurbitariaceae
Exons: 1
Coding region: 272-1324 (350 amino acids)
Source: RefSeq, a predicted model, not a curated record
CACCCAACACAGGCAAGUAGUCAUACUACUCCAGGACUCUUGUUCCUAGCUCUUCCCUUACUACCGCUCCAAGCAUAACAUAUAGACUUCGUCUACUCCUUGUCAGUAUUGCGCUAUCGAUAGAGCCUAUUUUCCACCCUUUCAUCGCUUUCGAAAUUGCGUCGCUCCUCCAAACGUCUCAAGGCAUUCUCGCACCCUCUUAAAUCAUCUUGAGCCUCAAAAGUCCUGACGGCGCGAUAGAUCUUCAGUACGGAACGACGGAAACCCAUCCAUGAUCAUAGCUCUACCGCUUGACACCAUGGCUGACCGUCAGACUAGUUGGAUGGGAGAGUACGAGGAACGAACAUCGAACGAACGUCAGUCUCAGCAACCCAACAACCAGGCCCGUUCAACACAACACGAUGUAAACAACUCGUCCUCCUUGGGAAGUCUCGUGAAUAUGAACUCCCCAUCGAUAAGUCGCUACGGGCCCCAAGGUGUUUUGUACCACCCGCACACGAGACGGACGCAGUACCAGGCUCUACCUGAGGGUGCUCAAUCGCGAACGCCAGCUCCUAGUCAGGAAGGCUUCGAUCCAGAACACUAUUGGAGGAUGGGCGGGCUGCACUUUCCGGUCUUCGGCGAGAACUCAAGCGAUCAAUCUACCCGGCCUCAUCCCCAAACGAUCUGGCCAGGGUCGUCCUACGACACGAACGGUACGGGAAACCCAGCGGGUUUUGGUGAGGAGCCUCGACCUAUACCUGGAGAUCGAUACAAUCGGUUCACCUCGCCAGCUGCCACGGAAGGCCACCCAGCCUACUUACAGCAACAGGUUGCCGAUGUAGAUCAGAAUUCUGGGAUAGCUAGUGGCACCUCAGUAUACACCUUCAACACCUCCCCCUUUGAUAUAAACCAGAUAGAUCCAGCUGACCCUGGAUGUCUGGCUUCAGAGGUGAACACUGUGGGCAACAAGAACUCUGAGCCGUGGUCGUUCUUUGAACCAAACAACGGAUGUCCAAUUCCAUGGCAAUGCGACGAUAGCGAGUCGAUUAUUCAACAAGACAUGUCGGAUACAACGCCUUCGAUGGGUACUCAUGAUAACACGGCAUCGAACCAUGUUCCAAAUCAAGAUCUGUCAACGCAAAUGUCGACUGUGGACCUGGGCCAGCCUGACAUGAUGACCAGCAUGACCUUUACCGAGCACCCUCAUCAACCGUCGACUUCCUUCCAAUCCGUGUCCAACGACACGUUCCGUCCUUUCUUGUGGCGCAUCGAGAGGUCGGCAACUCCCCAGACGACUCCGCUUGAUGUUGAUACACGAGAAGACAACACCUACACUCUGUAAGCCCAGUCCACUCUGGAGAGUCGAAGUCUCAUUAAUUCAAUAGGAAUCCUGGAGGUGAAAACAGCCAUCUCGCCCCACAAACACCAACAGCGUCUGAACCACCCUCUACCCCUACCGAUGCUUCCUCACCUGCAGCGCCAGAACAACUGUGUUGCAACGAGUCGAGUUGCAACACUAUGUUUACUGGCCUUUACCGAAAAGGAAACCUAGCCAGACACAAGCGACAGUACCACAAAGGCCCAGUGGUAUAUAUUUGUGAGAGUCCCUUGUGCGACAAGGUGUUUCGGCGGAAGGACGCUCGCUUGAAGCACUAUCGAAAUUACCACCCGCAUCUUGCUUCCAAAACCCCAUAUGUACCCCGAGGUCCU